Molecule: messenger RNA, 3239 nt
Organism: Lotus japonicus
Lineage: Eukaryota; Viridiplantae; Streptophyta; Magnoliopsida; Fabales; Fabaceae
Product: potassium transporter 8-like
Exons: 9
Coding region: 405-2741 (778 amino acids)
Biological process (GO): potassium ion transmembrane transport
Cellular component (GO): membrane
Molecular function (GO): potassium ion transmembrane transporter activity
Source: RefSeq, a predicted model, not a curated record
GGUGCAACCAAAAACAUCAACUUCCUCCUCUGUUUGCUCUCUCUGUCUCUCUCCACCAGCCGGCACCCACUUAUAUUAUUCAAAUCUCCUUCUCAUGCUCCCCUUCUGACAUCACUUCACCGCCCACGCUUCCCACUCCUCACAGUUCAUUUUAUUUUUCUAAAUUCCUUGGUGCUGUUUUGGUAUAAAACAAUCUUUUUCAUAAACAAAUUUGAAAACAAAUUAAACAAUAACAAAUACAGAGAAGAAUAGUAGUAGACUAGUAGUUAGACUAUUAUUCCCUUGAACUGGGGACUGGGGAGGGUGUUAAUUCAUGAGGGUGGUCUUCAUUUUCCUUUGACUUGCUUAACAAAGUAUAAAAAAAAACGUUUCCUUUCUAGUUCUGACUUCUAGGACAUUCUCUCAUGGAUCUGGAGUCUGUGGUUUACAGAAACCCAAUUAAGAAGGAAUCAUGGAGGACAGUGUUAACUUUAGCUUACCAGAGCUUGGGAGUAGUCUAUGGAGAUUUGAGCACAUCCCCACUUUAUGUUUACAAGAGCACUUUUGCUGAGGACAUUCAGCAUUCAGAUACCAAUGAAGAAAUAUAUGGAGUCUUGUCUUUUGUGUUCUGGACUCUUACAUUGAUUCCACUCCUAAAGUAUGUGUUCAUUGUGCUCAGAGCAGACGACAAUGGCGAAGGAGGAACUUUUGCUCUGUACUCGUUGCUGUGCCGGCAUGCCCAGGUAGGAUUGUUGCCUGAUGUUCAGCUAGCAGAUGAGAAGCUAAUAGAAUACACUAAGGGUGAUGGAACAGUUCCAAUUAAUAAGAGAAAUGUUGGGUCGGUGUUGAAAUCUUUGUUGGAGAAGCACAGGGUGCUGCAGAGGGUCCUUCUUGUUCUGGCUUUGAUAGGGACUUGCAUGGUCAUUGGUGAUGGUGUUCUAACACCUGCACUUUCUGUUUUCUCUGCUGUGUCAGGCUUGGAGCUUUCCAUGUCUAAAGAGCACCACCGAUAUGUUGAAGUCCCAGUUGCUUGCAUAAUUCUGGUAUUUUUGUUUUCACUUCAACAUUAUGGGACCCAUCGUGUGGGAAUCUUGUUUGCACCUGUUGUGAUGACAUGGCUGCUAUGCAUAAGUGGUAUUGGUUUGUAUAACAUCUUGCACUGGAACCCCCAUGUUUAUCGAGCAUUCUCUCCAGUAUACAUGUUCAAAUUCCUCAAGAAGACUCAAAGGGGAGGUUGGAUGUCAUUGGGUGGGAUUCUACUGUGCAUAACUGGUUCUGAAGCUAUGUUUGCUGAUCUAGGACACUUCUCACAGUUAUCAAUUCAGAUUGCUUUCACAUUUUUGGUGUACCCUGCUUUGAUCCUGGCAUAUAUGGGACAAGCUGCAUACCUAUCCAAGCAUCAUGCUAUUGAAAGUGAUUACCGAAUUGGGUUCUAUGUAUCUGUACCUGAGAAACUUAGAUGGCCUGUUCUUAUAAUAGCCAUACUUCAAUCUGUGGUUGGAAGUCAAGCUAUCAUCACAGGGACUUUCUCAAUAAUCAAACAAUGUUCUGCCAUGGGAUGCUUCCCCAAAGUCAAGAUCAUUCAUACAUCAUCAAAAGUACAUGGCCAGAUUUAUAUUCCAGAGAUCAACUGGUGCUUGAUGCUUCUUUGCCUCGCCAUUACUAUUGGAUUUAGAGAUACAAAACGAAUGGGAAAUGCAUCAGGUUUGGCUGUCAUAACUGUCAUGCUGGUGACUACAUGUCUAAUGUCUCUAGUUAUGGUCUUAUGCUGGCAUAAAAGUGUUUUACUAGCCCUUGGCUUCAUCUUCUUCUUCGGCUCCAUCGAGACACUCUACUUCUCCGCAUCCCUCAUCAAGUUCCUUGAAGGUGCUUGGGUCCCCAUCGCCCUAUCCCUCAUCUUUCUCAUUAUCAUGUGUGUGUGGCACUAUGGCACACUCAAGAAGUAUGAGUUUGAUGUUCAAAACAAGGUUUCCAUCAACUGGCUCCUUGGUUUGGUUCCCACUCUAGGAAUUGUGAGAGUCAAGGGAAUUGGCCUAAUACACACCGAACUUGUGUCCGGGAUCCCAGCAAUUUUCUCUCACUUUGUAACCAAUCUUCCAGCUUUUCAUCAAGUUGUGAUAUUUCUUUCCAUCAAAUCUGUCCCGGUUCCGCAUGUCAGAGCUGAAGAAAGGUUCUUAGUAGGUAGAGUUGGCCCAAAGGAGUACCGGCUUUACAGGUGCAUAGCACGGUAUGGCUAUCGCGACAUUCACAAGGACAAUAUGGAGUUUGAGAAAGAUCUUAUUUGCAGCAUAGCAGAAUUUAUCCGCUCCGGUACUUCAGAAUGUGAUGUAGGAUUUGAGAGUUUUGAAGAUGAUACAAAGAUGACAGUUGUGGGGACUUCAGCAUCGAACACGGAAUGUGUAAGAAUGUGUGAAGAUAAUGAUGAUAAGGAUAUUUCUCAGAUGGAAGAUGCCUCAGAAUUGAGGGGGGUUAAGGCUCCUGAAAAAGUGAAGAAGCGAGUGAGGUUUGUUGUGCCGGAUAGUCCACAAAUUGAUUUGGGAACAAGGAAGGAGUUGCAGGAGCUGAUGGAAGCAAGGGAAGCUGGAAUGGCAUUCAUAAUGGGACACUCAUAUGUGAGAGCAAAAAGAGGAUCAAGUUGGAUAAAGAAAGCUGUGAUCAAUUAUGGGUAUGAUUUCUUAAGAAGAAACUCUAGAGCACCAACUUAUGCUGUAAGUAUCCCUCAAGGAUCUACCUUAGAGGUGGGAAUGGUCUAUCAUGUCUGAUUUUUUGCUUUAAAACUAGUGAUCAUCUUGUUAGGUAUUAUACAUGAUAAAUGGUGGUGUUUUGUAUAGUGCCUCUUCAAGCUGCCAAUGUUUCCCUUUUACCUUUUUCUUAUUCUUCUUUGUACAUAAUAAUUAAAUAAGCUGGCAGAAGAAGGGAGUAUUCCUCCCAUUAUCAGAGCUGUGAUCCAGUUAUCCUAUCCUGAAUCUGCAAUGGAGAUCAAGGGAUCAAGGGUUAUUUUUGUGGAAGUCUUUUUUUUUAAUGAGAAAUUUUGUAAUAUAAAGUUUAGUUUACUUGUGGGUGGUCGAAGUGUCCUGCCCUAGAAAAUUAAGUAAAGGAUGUGCUUAAUCACUUAGUGUGUGUUUUGGUACUACUUGAUUGUAAUGUGAACGGACUUUCAUCCUAGUCCAUAAAAAAAGUUUUAUGGACUUUGAAUCUUAAAGUGUAUGCUAACGUUCAUUUGAACUUGUGCCAAUAGAUAUCCAAAUAUAUUCUUAGUA